Amaranthus tricolor (Joseph's coat) is the source of this 1970-nucleotide messenger RNA. Its product is annotated as zinc finger CCCH domain-containing protein 20-like. The coding region runs from base 89 to 1135 and encodes 348 amino acids. Gene Ontology annotation, molecular function: metal ion binding. The transcript has a single exon. The record is from RefSeq and is a predicted model, not a curated record. NCBI's taxonomy places the organism in Eukaryota, Viridiplantae, Streptophyta, Magnoliopsida, Caryophyllales, Amaranthaceae.
UCAUAGCCGACUUUUGCUAUCAUAUCCUCGGACACGCACCAAAAAUACACUCCCACCAUUUCUUCUUCUUCUCGAUUUGAAACAGAAAAUGAUGAUCGGAGAAAUUCAUCGUAAUCACCAGAUUCAUGUACCGCCAUGGCCAGAAUCUUUCAAUCAAAAUACCCAAAUUAAUUCUCCUACUUUUUCAUCCGCGUUAUACUCUAACGGAGAUGGGUUUUCCCCAAACUCUACAAGCUAUUACGACGCCGUUUUAACAUCGUUACGUCGUUAUCUUGUUUCUGAUACCGGAGAGAAUGAAUCUCCGACGAAAGAGGAAUUACCAGGUGAUUUUGAAUUUGAUGCUGGGGAUUAUGAUGAUGAUUUUUUUAUGUAUGAUUUUAAAGUUAGGAAAUGUAAUCGGGCUCGGGCUCAUGACUGGACUGAGUGCCCUUUUGCUCAUCCGGGUGAGAAAGCCCGUCGGAGAGAUCCACGAAAGUUUAACUAUUCUGGUACCGCGUGUUCGGAGUUUCGGAAGGGUGGUUGUAAAAAGGGUGAUGGUUGCGAGUUUGCACAUGGUGUUUUCGAGUGUUGGCUUCACCCGACCCGGUUUAGAACCCAAGCGUGUAAGGAUGGACCCGGGUGUAAACGCCGGGUCUGUUUCUUUGCCCACACACCUGAUCAACUCAGGCCUUUGCCUGGACUUGGCAGCCCGAGAGGCACCACUGGUGGGUGUUUCUCGGGCUCUGAGGAGGCAACAAUGGGCUCAGGCUCUCCUACUGUUGAAGAGCUUGUAGCGUCUCUUAGGAAUCUCCAACUAAAUAAGGUCAAGUCCAUGCCUAGCUCAUGGGUUAGCGGAUCCCCUGUUUUCGGGUCUCCUCGAGGUCUUGGAGGUCCAACAGCGAUGAAUCGGGCUGGGUUUUUUAGCCUGCCAACAACUCCGACCGGGCCUAGAGUCGGGUACUGGGAUAAAAGAGAGUUUGGUGAUGAAGAGGAUGAGCCUAUUAUGGAAAGGGUAGAGUCAGGUAGAGUGUUAAGGGCUCGUAUGUUUGAGAAGUUGAGCAAAGAAAACCCACUUGAUGGGUCGGGUAGCCCACUUUCAGUUACAGUCCCCGGGCCGGGUCCAGAUUUUGGAUGGGUUUCUGAUCUUAUUGAGUAAUUGUAAUCGUACCUUUCCCCUCACGGUCUGACCAAUUAAAAAUUGACACAUUAGAUAUAUUAUCUCUUCGUGAAGUAAUUAAUUGGUUAGGACUUAGGAUUGUUCUUUUUCAAAAAUUAUUUCUAUUUUUCAAAUUAUUUUUAUAAAAAUUCCAAUUAAGAAAUUUGAAAAUUAUUAGAAGCAUAUAGGAGUAUGAAUUUUCUUUUUAUUGGGUUAAAAGUCUUUAAUAUAUCCUAAAAUUGGGCUAACUGAUAAAAAUGUUAAUACAAUGGAUUUAAUUCACAUUAUUAUUAUUAUUAUUGUGGACUUUUUUAAUGUUCUAUAUCUCAAGCUCUUAAAAUCAUAAAUCUAAUUUAAUAUGCACUAUUUUUAUAUGGACUUUUUUUAGAAAUGAUAGUGUAAAUAAAGUAUUCCAAAUAAGUAGUUGUACUAAGAAAUGAAGAGGAACCCACUUUUUAAGAAUAAUAAGAUAUACGUGGGACAAUAUGGAAGCUGCUAGAUUUGCAUUGGAAAAAAAGAGCAACAAGAUUUUAGCUGCUUAUUUUGUACAGUUCAUUUUCUUUUUUUUUGGGUUGAAGAUAUAGGGAAGAAGCAUGUUUGAAUAUUUAUGAUGAGCUUGGAUAAAAUUUUCAUGUUCAUUAUUAUUACUAAUAUUAUUAUGAUGUAUUAUGAUUAUGAAAAAUUAUUAAUUAAAUUUUAAGUUUGCUUUAUUUUAAUUUUAUGUUGUAAUAUUAUGAAAUGAAAUGAUAUUGUAUAAUUACAUGUUGGUUACUUUUAUUGAGUAAUUAUUGUACCAUCAUACUUCAUUCGCUAUAGUAUAUUUCUUUGCAUUCAA